This is a messenger RNA of Ophidiomyces ophidiicola, 1788 nucleotides long. RefSeq lists its product as uncharacterized. The record is from RefSeq and is a predicted model, not a curated record. Lineage: Eukaryota; Fungi; Ascomycota; Eurotiomycetes; Onygenales; Onygenaceae. Bases 1 to 1788 code for a protein of 595 amino acids. The transcript is spliced from 2 exons.
AUGGCGCGCCUUUCCACGGAUCCGCGGAAAUGCUCUCAAUCUGACAGUGGUGAAGUGGUAGAUUCUGCCAAAGCGGACUCCUACAGGUUCACACCCAGACCGAUGAUUCAAAAGCCAGCGCGUCUGUGGGAUCGCAAACCAGCAACCCCGGUCGAACCCCGCUCAAAAUCGCAUAAAAUUUGGAAAAGAUUCAACACGACUGCCAAAGCCAUGCAUAGUACAGAACCACAAGCAGCUAUUGAUGUGGACAUGGUUGACGCCGAUCAAGAAGUAUUCUUCGAGGAAAUCAGCCUUGCGAAGUUCUGCGAAAGUUUACGGGGAGUUAAGAGACAGUGUGUGAAGGCCGGUAUUAAAUCAAAUGAAGAUGGCUGGGAAAUUGCAAUUGUGGAAACGAAAUUCGACAGCGAAAUUUUCAUCGGCAAACGCAAACUUAUCGUGAAAGAGGAAUGUGGAGAGAGUUACAAUGCGGCCGAUGAAGACAUUGAGCUCGAUAUUGACGGAGAUUGUGAAACCGCAGAUAGUAUCGAGGAGAGUAUUGAAGAAUAUGAAGAGACACCCACCAAGCCAAUCGACAAUAAACGCUCCAUUUCCCCGUUAUCCGAAUCAAGCGAUAUACUAUCCACCCCGCCUAAGGAAAUGAUAGACACAGCAUUAUUAGCCCCAGCGACAGCCUUUGCUAAGGGUGAAAAUAUUACUGGGUUUAAAAUAUAUGAGGAUGAGGGAAAUAGCCCAAGUGCUUUGGCAGAGGCUUCAGAUCAAGAAACUGAAACUGUUCAUCCAAAAGUUGAGGUGCAUAUUAAAUCUCCCCCGAAUGUACCACCAAUUUUCAAACGAUCAUUUCCCGAUGAAGACGACGACGCAGAGCUUCUUUUCAACUUCGUAUCCGAGGCAAAAGCAAAGCGAUCCGCCAACGGUACGUCUAGAGAAAAAGGUGCAUCAAAGAAGAGGGUGUCGGCAAAUUUCUCGAAAUCACCUCGCAAAGGCGGCCGCCGGGGGUCUAAAGAUCUCCUUAGUUCUAUUGAAAAUGUCGCAGAGGGCGAGAAAGCAGUCCCCCCAGACCCAGAGGUUUCAAUUUCGUCUAAACCCAACGAACAGGAUGAUAAAGAAAAUCAGCCCAAGGUGAAUACCACCGAAGAAGAGCCUUCUACUCCAUCGCCUAGGAGACGCGGGCGUCCUAAGAAAGUCGUUCCUCGAGUUCCAGACGAACUCCCGCUCAAGCGCUCAGACGGCACGGAAUUUGUCUUCAAACAGAGGACAGAGGCGCAGCAACUCGCUCUAGCCACGAAAAGAAAUACCAAGAAAAACAAAGGCGAUUCAAAGUUGCCCAAUAUUGUUUUAAAGACUAUCAAUACUAUGAUCUUUGAAGAAACUAGCUCUCUUUCUCCUGAGUCUUGCGGGAAAACUCGCAAGACGGUAACUUGGGAUGAACAAAAUCUUGUUGCUUUCGCCGAAGAACAGAUCAUUGUAGAAUUUGACUCCCCCGAUGAACUGUCCCCCGGGCGAAGAAGUUCGCGGCGUUUGGCGUCGUUGCCUGCAGCCCCUAGCACUCCACUACGUUCUCCAGUGCCGAGAAAGAUGCGAAAAUUGGGGGCCAAAGCCGCGUCCGUCAACAAAGAUACCCUUGAGUGCAUCCAGGUGAUGACUCCUCCAACGGUUAGUGCUGCCGCUCCAUCUCCCGUCAAGGCAGCGAAGAAAGUAAAGCCACUUCGCCCAAUUAAUGGCACGCCAAUUGCCAAAAGAAAGGCGUCGACUGCUGGAGUGAGAAGGGUUAAGAUUAGGGGAAGUUAA